AUGGCCACUAAAGUUUUUACCAAUGGGCGCUUCUUCACGGGGGACGGGUCGGAAGAAGAGCCCUCCUUCGAGGAAUGCAUGGUGGUCAAGGACGGCACCAUCGUCCACGUCGGCAAAUCCACAGAUGCAGAGGUGUCCCAAGCCCGAGAAGAUGGCGCUGUUGUUCGAGACCUCCAGAAGAAAUACGUUCUCCCGGGCUUCAUUGACGGACACAUGCACCUCCUGCUCCUGGGGCAAGCACUUCAAAAACUAGACCUGGAUGGCUGCAAAGACCUCGGUGAAAUCCGCGACAGAAUCAGCCAGUAUGCCAAACAGAAUCCGCAUCUAACUCGGAUCAUGUGCAAGGGCUGGAUGCAGAUCAUGACGGACAACGAGGCUCUCGCGUCAAUGAUUGACGAUCUUGAUUCCCGGCCCAUAUACAUCGAUUCCAAGGAUCUCCAUUCUACCUGGUGCAAUACCCCGGCCCUGGAGGAGCUCAAAGUAGCCGAGAUGCCAGACCCUCAGGGUGGCACUAUACACCGAGAUGCUGAGGGCAAGGCGUCGGGUCUCUUGUCCGAGUCCGUCGUAUUUUCCACAGUCUGGCCGUACCUAGCGCGUGUCGCUUCCAUGGAGGAGAAACUAAAGGCUCUCCGCACCGCCAUUGCCGCAUACACCGCGUCCGGGUAUACAGGCCUGGUGGAUAUGGCCAUGGACGAGAAUGCGUGGGAAACACUUUUAGUUCUGCGCCAACAGCAGCCGCACGGCAAGCUGAGUCUGCGAAUUGCGGCGCAUUGGUUGAUUGUGCCGUCGGCGGAUUCAGAGACAGAUAUCAAACAAGUGGAAAGGGCAAUUGAACUGCAUGCCAAGUACAACUUGGACAGUUCACCCGACCUCCGCAUUGCGGGUAUCAAGGUCAUAUGCGACGGAGUUAUUGACGGGUGCACGGCCGCUCUUCUAGAACCGUAUACGCUCAAUGGCGUCUCAUGCGAUUCUCUAUGGCCAGAGGAAAAACUGACGCCUGUCGUUAGUCGCGCGGUCAAGGCGGGACUUCAAUGCGCGCUCCAUGCCAUAGGCGACAAGGCAGUGCACAUGGUAUUGGAUGUGUUGGAGGCUCACGGUAGCCGCGAUGGCCGGCACCGAAUUGAGCAUCUCGAAAUGACGACUGCUGAAGACGCAGCGCGGCUUGGAAAGCUGGGCGUCACGGCGUCGGUGCAGCCGGUGCAUUCAGACCCUGAUAUUCUCCGAGCAUGGCCUUCUCUGAUCGGGCCUGAGCGAUGUCGUCGUGCAUUCGCAUAUCGCGAUUUUGUCGAUGGCGGUGCCGCGCUGGCGUUUGGCUCUGACUCUCCCACUGCCCCAUUCAAGCCUUUGCCGAACGUCUAUAUAGCGACUACGCGCCGCUCUGCUCGACUGCCUGAGUCGGAGGAGACAGUCAACCCGAACUUUGCUUUGCCGCUAGUUACUGCUUUCACGGCAGCGACGACAGGGGCUGCAUACGCAUGCUUUGCGGACAGGAUUACGGGGAGGCUGAAGAAGGGGCUCAAAGCAGACUUUUUGGUUGUGGAUAUGGAGUGGUCGAAGGAGCAGUUGUUGCAGGCAACUGUGGGUGAGACUUGGUUUGAGGGGAACCAGGUAGAACACAUUGAUUAA
Molecule: messenger RNA, 1626 nt
Organism: Talaromyces atroroseus
Lineage: Eukaryota; Fungi; Ascomycota; Eurotiomycetes; Eurotiales; Trichocomaceae
Exons: 2
Coding region: 1-1626 (541 amino acids)
Molecular function (GO): hydrolase activity, acting on carbon-nitrogen (but not peptide) bonds
Source: RefSeq, a predicted model, not a curated record